Messenger RNA from Paramecium sonneborni, 892 nucleotides. NCBI's taxonomy places the organism in Eukaryota, Ciliophora, Oligohymenophorea, Peniculida, Parameciidae. The record is from the annotation of a GenBank genome assembly.
AUAAAAUCUAAAUGAGAUCAUCAACAUUAGUUUUGGUUAUUUUAACAAUGACAGCCAGUGCAACAUUUGUUUACGAUGAAGUUUUGGCAAAGGAAGAGGCUGCCUUAUCUUUUGCAGCUUAUUGUCCAACUUCCUCUAUAAAUAAUUGGAAGGUGGGUUAUGUAAGUGGUAAUUACCCUGACAUCUAAAAUCCUAAAGUCUUUGAAAAUAUCAUUUAAGUAUGAAAAUAUUAUAAAUUUUUUUAAGGGAACAAAAGGAUAUAUUGCUUACAAUCCAAAUAUAAAUUAUAAAGCCAUAACAAUUGUCUUCAGAGGUUCAAGUAAUAUUUAAAAUUGGUUGGAUAAUAUCUAAUUUGAUAAAGUUAAUUAUAAUGAUGCUUGUUAAUGUUAAGUUCAUAAAGGAUUCCUUGAAGCCUUCAAAUCACUUCAACCAGAUCUUGAUACUCUUUUCACUAAAUAUAGAAAUAUGUACCCAAAUGCUAAAAUUCAUGUAACCGGUCACUCUUUAGGUGCUGCUAUGGCUACUCUUUAUGCUACUCAAUUAGCUAUUGCUGGUAAUACAGUUCAAUUAACUACUUUUGGAUUACCAAGAGUUGGUGAUGAAGCCUUUUAUAAUUAUUUCUCAUCUUUCACUAAAUUAUAACACUUUAGAGUUGUACAUGAAAAAGAUGCUGUACCACAUGUAAAUCUUUUUCAAAUUUUAGGUUCCACCAUAAAGCUUUGGAUUCAAUCAUGUUGAUAGAGAAAUCUGGUAUCACAGAAAUUCAUACACUGUAUGCUAAUUAGAUGAGGAUCCCAAUUGUUCAGACUCUGUUCUUAUUCCAUCUGUCGCUGAUCACAGUUUCUAUAUGGGAUGGAGUUCAUCAGUUGACUGCUGAUAUUUUAUUAAAUCA